Messenger RNA from Papilio polytes (common Mormon), 588 nucleotides. Its product is annotated as organic cation/carnitine transporter 4-like. The transcript is spliced from 4 exons. Lineage: Eukaryota; Metazoa; Arthropoda; Insecta; Lepidoptera; Papilionidae. Gene Ontology annotation, biological process: transmembrane transport. Gene Ontology annotation, molecular function: transmembrane transporter activity. The coding region runs from base 1 to 444 and encodes 147 amino acids. Gene Ontology annotation, cellular component: membrane. The record is from RefSeq and is a predicted model, not a curated record.
AUGUCUCAAGUUACUAAUAAUAAUGAAAGCAGAAUAGAUUUGGAAGAUAUUCUCGAUAAAUGCAAAGUUCAAGCAAUAAAUAAUUCUGAUACAAACGAUUGUCGAGAAUGGAUAUAUGAUAAUCCUCACACAUUCGUAGCUGAAUUCCAGUUGGCAAAUCAGGAAUGGAAAAGGACCCUUGUUGGGACCACGCAUUGCUUUGGCUAUAUGGUCGGACUGUUGAUUGUUGGCCCACUUUCCGACAGAUUAGGUAGAAAAAACGCUAUAGUAGUUACAGCUGUUCUUGGAGGAGUGCUAGGUGUGGCGAGAAGUUUCUCUCCCUGGUAUUGGUUGUAUAUUGCUCUGGAAUUCCUAGAAGCUGCUAUAGGAGAUCCAGGUUCACCAGCUUAUAUCUUAAGUAAGUUACAUUGUUUAUCAAACAACUCAUCUUACUUUACACACUGAACAUUGUUCAAGUUCAGUAAAGGUCAUAAGUAUUAUAAGUGUGUUACGCCUUUUUCCACUGUUACAUAGAAUUAAAUGGUGGCUUCUUGGUCAAAGUCGCCCAAGGACUAGUUUGUCUUGUAAACUAUUAUUAAAUUAAGUUUG